Carassius carassius (crucian carp) is the source of this 1212-nucleotide messenger RNA. RefSeq names its product divergent protein kinase domain 2B (gene dipk2b). Lineage: Eukaryota; Metazoa; Chordata; Actinopteri; Cypriniformes; Cyprinidae. The record is from RefSeq and is a predicted model, not a curated record.
AUGACGACAAGGGAUACAGUGCUGGCCGGGAUAUGGUCAGACGUCUGGACAUUGUAACUCAUAUUGGCAUUUGGUACUCCAGACCCCUUACCAGCACCCCAAGAGAAACUCCUUGACUUCAGAAGAGUCUUCUUGGGGGAAUGUUUUAAAGAGAUUUAUACUAGGAUCUCUGGAACAAGGUUUGAAAGAUGCCUGACUGCUCAGUCUAAUCUCUCCUCAGCAGAUGUGUGCUCAUAUGAGGGAAACUUUACAGACAGCACAGCAGGCCGGAGACCUGUGGUGCUGUCCUACGUGAUGUCUCCUCACCUGCACCAGAUAUCAGACAAUAGCAUUUGCACCUCAGUAGGCAAAGGGAAAUCCUGCAGCAUUGAAGCGGUCCUCAGGGCCACUUCACGAUUCCAGAGUUGGGUCCGCUCCAACCUACUGCUUCCCAGCAUGAUGAAGGGUCCGGUAAACCCGAUGCUGCGCUGUCCAUCUCAGAGGCUGCUGGACCGCAGUGUGGCUGAUGUGGGAAGUGUGCAGAUGAAUUACUUCAGUGAAAAGGACAAACUCAGGCUUCUUUAUACCCUGACUGUCAAUCAACAACCUCUCAUACUGCAGAUUUUUCUGCCUACAGAAUGUUCCAGGUCCUUCCUCCGCUACCAGGGCUCCUGUGGAAGGAUGAUGGUUUGGGCACGAAGAAAAGCUUUCAGGAGCCCAUUUUCCUCUCCGCUGGAGCGCCGUGCAGACAUUACCUAUCAACUUCUUCACAUUACCCAGAGCCUGAGCUCUAACAGCCUCUUCUACUCCAUGUUCUACACCAAAGCCUCAGAGGACAUGUUUGGUACCUUGGAUGAUAGCAGGGUCUUUAUUGUGGAUACCUAAUUAAUUACACUCCUCCUUCCUGUAGGAUACCCCCCUGAUGAAGACUUGCUACCAGAGCAUCAUCUCCUGUCUCGGUUGUCUCGUGAAAGACUUCCUCCGUGUGAAACUGUUCGAGCCGCACAGAGUUUUAUCUUACUUUGCAAACAUGUCAUUAACAAUCUACUCGUGCCUAAUGAUCUGCAGUCAGGUCAUCAAGAAGCGGUCAGUGUGCUUGCUAUCUGUGCGGACCAAUCUCAGUCUGAGCAAAGAAGAAUUACUGCUGUCCAAACCUUUAAAGACAUUAUAAAGACAUUAAGGCCAUGCAGUUCUCAUAGGUAUCCUGCAUGCCUCUGUAGUGACAGGUUCUAG